GCUCCACAGACUCUUCCGGAGAUCUGCUCCGAACAGGACGAGAUGGAUUUCCUGAUGGAGGCCCUGAUUAUGAGGUGCAUUGGGCUGGAACACACAGGGCCCCAUCCACUUCCUCCUGCACUACACACACACACACACACACACACACACACACACACACACACACACACACACACACACACACACACACACACACACACACACACACACACACACACACACACACACACACACACACACACACACACACACACACACACACACACACACACAAAGGAUGCAUACCAUAACAUAGCGUAACAUGAGGCAGGCAGACGAGACCCAAACACUGUCAUUCCAUCACAUAGCGCUCGGCAGGCUAGUCUGCUGCCAUGUUUUGUGUACUCUCCUCAUUCGCUGCUUGUUUUGGUAACCAGCUUCCCAGCUGUUGUUUAUCAUAGUGAGUCAGGUAAUUCAUCGCUAUCGAGGAGACAGCAGCUGCUUGCCAGAAGAACCCCAUCUCACCUCCAAAUGGAGCUCUGCUGAAAGCAUUAGAAAGCAUAUCUGUCAAGCAGAUGCUGUCGGGCUAAAGCAGGCACAACAGAGUACAUAAUAAGCAGCUUGGGGUAAAUUGGGACCCGGAGUGUUUCCUGGCCAUGAAAUAACCCUAGACAUACAGAUGUAAACACAGACACAUUAAUACAUGCAUAUAAUUCCAUUGCAUUUGCGUAGUGGCAUAGAGCAGUAGAGUAGAGGCACUUACAGAAGUUGCACAUAUGGGGAACAUUUUUAAUAGCCUAGGGUCCGGGGAAAAUGUGGCCUUUUAAUAAACUAAUUUCAUGCAAUUGACAGAUUGCAACUGACAGAUUUGCCGCGCAUUCCCGACUGUAGGCUAUGCCUUGUUAUUGGGCUACACACAAUCCACAGCUUGGCCUUUUUUAAAAGAAGCUAUUGAUCCUCUGUGGCUAAAUUAUGGGCCUUCUCGUGGUAUAGUAGUCUAUUCGGAAUUAUUUAAUUUAUUUCUGAACAGACAGCAGUAAUUCUAUAACUUUGUCAAAUUUAUUUCAAUUUAUCAGGGAUGCUGCAGCUCCUCCAGAACCCUUCGCGCGGCGAUGAUUAUAUAAGGACAUAAAUUAAGUGCAACGCUGGAGAGAUGAGAGUUGCAGGCUCAUGUCUAUCAGAGCAGAGAGAGGGAGAGAGGUCAUAGAAAGUUAAUCUCAUUCUAGUUCUGUGAGCGAUACAGGCGCGCUUCUCACACAGCCACGGCCACGUGUUGGUCUCAAACAUAAUGUUGCGCAAACCAUAAACCCGGGCCGGCCCAACCCGAAUCAACUUUUAGAAUAUCAGGUCCGGGCUGAAAAUCUACUUUUUCACAUGAUGUUUUUUUUUGUCAAGAGAGGUACUGGAUCCGGCCAAAUAGGUUCUGGAACUAAACAGUCCAAAACAGAAUGGUGCCGGAUCCUGUGUACCCUGAAGCCAUUACAGUCUGACCAACUCUCCGAGCCUGAGGUAGUGUAUUCACCACCACUGUCCUUGUGUGUCCACAGUAAGUUCAGUCACCAGAACAUAGUGCGCUGCAUUGGGGUGAGUCUGCAGAUCCUGCCCCGCUUCAUCCUCCUUGAGCUGAUGACUGGAGGAGAUAUGAAGAGCUUCCUGAGACAGAACAGACCCAAAACGGUGAGUAGCUUCCUGAGACAGAACAGACCCAAAACGGUCAGUAGCUUCCUGAGACAGAACAGACCCAAAAUGGUCAGUAGCUUCCUGAGACAGAACCGACCUAAAACGGUCAGUAGCUUCCUGAGACAGAACAGACCCAAAAUGGUCAGUAGCUUCCUGAGACAGAACCGACCUAAAAUGGUCAGUAGCUCCCUUAGACAGAACCAUCCUAAAACAGUCAGCGGCAGAGUGUCUCUCAACUGCCUCAACUGUUCAACAGCCCUGUAGGUCUGUGUAGGUGUAUGCCAGUAGUAAUGGUUUUGUAUGUGUGGUGUUGUUUCAGAGUCAGAGCUCCUCCCUCACCAUGCUGGAGCUGUUACACAUGGCCAGAGACAUCGCCUUCGGCUGCCGCUACCUGGAGGAGAACCACUUCAUCCACAGGUUACUAUGUCCUACCACAACCAAACCAUUACCUUUUUGUAUACAGUAUUCAUAUUACAUAAAGAGGUAUUCAAUGUUGUUUGUUGUGUGUUUCAGAGACAUAGCUGCUAGGAAUUGUUUGCUGACCUGCCCUGGGCCAGACAGAGUGGCUAAGAUAGGAGACUUUGGAAUGGCGCGUGAUAUAUACAGGUACACUUAAACCACCUGUUCUAUCUGUCCCGAUACCACGCUCAGCAUCUACCAAGCCUCUUGAUCUUCAUGACAUGAACUGUUUAUUUUCUCCAUUGUGGGUUUUUCCCAGUUUAAAUCUCAACAUAUCUGUAGGAUCAGUCUGGUCUCACUCCAUGCAGUGAUGAAGACUCAAGAGUACUAUUCCCAUUGAGUUAUACACCUAGAGUUUGAGAUGAUAACCAUGACUCAUUCUCCUCCAUAGGGCCAGCUACUACAGAAAGGGUGGCCGUGCCAUGCUGCCCGUCAAGUGGAUGCCGCCAGAGGCCUUCAUGGAGGGCAUCUUCACCUGCAAGACUGACACCUGGUAACCCAUUUACUCUUCUACAUGAUUUAUCCAAAGUUGAUUUAUCCAAAGUUGAAUGACUAGUAUAAGUACAUACAGCCAGUGUAAAUGGGACAGCAACUGAUUUCUCUUAUCAACUUUUUAAACUGAGCUCUGUUCUCCCUCUGCAGGUCGUUUGGAGUACUGCUCUGGGAGAUUUUCUCUCUGGGCUACAUGCCUUACCCCUGCAAGACCAACCAGGAGGUUCUGGAGUUUGUGACGAGUGGGGGGAGGAUGGACCCCCCUAAGAGCUGUCCAGGGCCUGUGUGAGUAGAUCAGAUUGAGCUGAUGCAGAGUUAACUCUUGGCGGAGUUUAUAAUGCAUUUAGUGUCGUUGCAAGGCCAAUAUGCAGUUUUAGACUUAACUCCAUGAUAUUUAGUUUUUUUCUCCCUCUCCCUUCUGUAGUUACCGGAUCAUGACACAGUGCUGGCAGCACUGCCCUGAACACAGACCCAAUUUCUCCACCAUUCUGGAGAGGAUCAACUACUGCACUCAGGUACUGACCCACUGGCAGCCAGGGAUGCAUUUCCUUUACAACACUCACCAUUCAUAUUUACCAUUUAUGUUCUCUCUCUCUCUUCCACCCAGGACCCUGAUGUGAUCAACACGCCCCUGCCUGUGGAGUAUGGCCCCACAGUGGAGGAGGAGUUGAGCACUGUGAUCUGCCCUGACACCUCAAGCAGUCUGACCCCUCUGCUGGUGGCCCACUCUGCCUCCCAGGAGGUCUCUCCCCAGCUCAGCAGCCUGGGUCUGGGUCUGGGCCUGGGUAUUGGUCCCACCCCGCUGCCCCAACCCCACAAGCCCUGUCUGCUGCUACAUAGGCCCCAGCAGCUGCCUCAGGAGGUGGCCUCAUACCGCGAGGCCCUGGAGCCCUGCUGGGCCGAGCCUGUCCCUGCUCCAGGGGCCUGCCCUGGGGCCUGGCUCCAACCCGAGCCCCUCCACCAGCCCUGCUCCAGGAACAGCUCCUUCUCAGGCAGCCAGAGGCUCAAAAACAAGACCAAGAACCUGUGGAACCCAACCUACGGCUCCUGGGUUCUGGAGAGCUUUGGUCGGGGGAAGACAGCACUGUCUCAUACCCAGUCCAUGCCCCUGUCCAGCAGCUCCUCCGCCCUCCAGGCAGCUACCCCUACCUCCGAGUGCACCGACUCUGGGUGCGAUGGCAGCAGCGGCCUCCCUGCCCCCAGCAGCCUGUGCUCCUCAUCCCCCCCCUCGUCCUGCCAGACCCUCUCUGCUCCCCAGCCCCAGGGUGCACCCAGCCUCAGCCUGGUGUCCUCCCGGAAGGGCCCAGCAGGAGGAGCCAGCGGGGGCCAGGCCGUGGACCUGGCUAAGCUGCAGAGCUUCCCCUGUGGCAACGUCAACUAUGCCUACGACGAGCAGAGCUACGAGGCGGAGAGCCUGUCCCUGGUGGUGCCCAAAGGACCAGAGCCCUGCCCCAGCACCAGUGCUAGCACCAGCUGUGCCCCCAGCGGCUCUUUUUCCUCCUCCUGCUCAGGGGCAGGCCUGGGCACGGCCUCCUCCUGUAUGCCCAAACUGCUACUGAAGCGCCACGCCAGCUACGGACACGAGGAUGUGAGGAGGCACACCAAACCUGAGAAACCCACCCGGGACAGAGACUCAGGCUUCUCCCUGUCGGAGGACCUCAGCGUCACCCCUGUCUAACCCUGGCCACUGGGGGAGCGGAGCAGAACAUUGGAACAGACCCCACACCUCACUGGCCACGCACAGGAACACACUACUGGAGACGGCAGCCAUUUUGACCAAAUCAUUUUCACUCCCUUUUCAUUUGGUUUAAUAUCGUUUUGGUACUACUGAUGAUGCGUUCUUGUUAGUAUAGGCGGUGAGAGAAUUAUAUGAAAGGCACAGUAGCAAGAAAACACAACAGUUUACAGACAGGAAGAGAUGCUACAUUGCCAGGAGACAGUUGGCAUGUUCUCUUCCUGAUGUGGAAUAUGACACAGCCCAAGAAGGCCAUCACUGGCUCAGAAGCACAUCCAAGCCUCAGAGGAUUUCUAGGCCCUAGCUGGAUUCAUCUGCAAUGUCUGGCAUCCAUUCAAAUGUGCAGUGUCUCCUCUGCUUCGGGGCUCUUUUGUUAGUCCAUUCCUUUCUUCUCUGUUUGUACCAUUAUCUUUAGCUGCUGGGUUCAUUUCCCAACAACAAUCCCCUACCGUUAGGCCCUUGAGCAAGGCCCAUAACUCCACAACAUGCUCUCCAUCCAGAGGCACUGCACUGCAUCUUGACCCUGUGCUCCUCUCAACU
Coregonus sp. 'balchen' is the source of this 4885-nucleotide messenger RNA. The record is from the annotation of a GenBank genome assembly. NCBI's taxonomy places the organism in Eukaryota, Metazoa, Chordata, Actinopteri, Salmoniformes, Salmonidae.